AUGAAAGCAGUUAAGAUGUGCUUAAAGGAAUUCUUUCUAUAGAAUUAGAUCUAAGAACUAUAUAAAAAUGAAAAUUCUUUAAAUAGUCUUACUCUCUAAUUUAUCUAGUCAGAAUUGGAAUAAUGUUAUUAAAAUCGAUAAAUGGCUAAAGUUAUUGUCUAAUUUAGGAUUACUAUAGUGUUGCAAAUACUAAUAAAUUUAGUUUACAUUAUCAAUACUUGUUUGAUAUACUAAUCUCUUGAGAUAGUGAAAUAUAGAUCACUAUAUAUAGUUUGGAUGUUAAUCUCUCUUGUAUUAUAAAAGAUUUCUAAGAGAUAUUGGAAUGCCUUAAUUAAUAUACUAAUUCUCAUUAAUAGUGUAUUGAAUGUGUUGCUCUAUGCUUAUUUUAUGAAAUUUGUUAUCAAGACUCAAGAUAAGAUUGAAGAUGUAUUAAGUAUUUCAUUGAUUUCUGGUUUAUAAUAAGGAUUGUUUGCUAUAGCCUUUUUUUUAAUAUAGUCUAACUAUUUGAUGUAAAGCUUGACCAUCACUAGUUACUUUCUUACAUUGAUGGGAAUAUUUGAAUAAUUUUAAAAUAAUCGAUUAUGGUCUCAAUACAUAUUAUUAUUGUUUACAUGUUAUUUAUUAAGAUAGAAUGAAAAAACAAGCAGACUUAAUUAUUUAUUGAUUCAUAAAACAUAAACAAAUUUAGAAGCAUGUAAAAAAUUAUUUGAUGAAACAGUUCCCACAUCAAUUAUAAUAUUAGAAGAAAUUUCAAUAUAAGAUUAUUAAUAGAAUGAUUUAUUGAAUUCACCAUCAAGUUAAAGAGAAUAAUUACAUACUUAAGAAAAUAAAUCAAUGAAUGUUACUUAUUUUAACAAAAGUGCUUCUAUUCAUUUUGAAACUGAUAAUGAAGAUAUUAUGACAGAAAGACUAUAAUAAAUAGAUAUUAUUAAUAUAGACAAUUCCAUUUUAGAUAAAGAAAAAACCAAAUUUUUUGAAAAAAUAUUAGACUUAUAAUCUAAAAUUUAAACAGAAAUUUAAUUAAAUACUUAUCAUUCGUUUGAUUAUUAACUUAUAUCCUUACAUCAUAAAAUGUAAUGUUCAAGAGUAAAAAUCUAUAUUAUAAUUAUUAGUAAACUAAAUAAGAUAAACUAUAAUUUUAUGAUGCUCUUGCAUAAGGUUGUUUAUGGGAUGGAAAAUAAUGUAUCAUGUUAAUUUUAAAUGAUGCCACUGAUCGUGAAUUAAGAUUAUAACAUCUAAAAGAAUUAGAUAAUUAUAAAGAUAAUCUUUUAGCUGCUGUAUCACAUGAUUUAAAGACACCUUUACAUGUUUAAACACUCUUAACUAAUGUAAUUAAAAAUACUUUAGAAAAUAAAGAAUAAAUCUAUAAAACAGAAAUUUAAGGUAUUAAUUUCUUAAUCUAAAUUUAGAAAUCAUUAAUCAUCUAGAAGAUAUGUUAGCAAAUCAGUAAAUUUUAUCUACAAUGAUCAAUGAUCUUAUUGAUUAUUCAUAAAUGAAAACAUAAGGAUUAAGAUUAAAUUUAUCCUAUUUUUCAUUAUCCUUAUGUAUAUAAUAAAUUAGAUAAAUGUUUAAAACUCAAAUAGAAUUAAAAAACUUAUAAUUUAUUAUUACUGAACCUAAUGACAAUCUUAUUUUAUUUUCAGAUCAAACUAGAUUACAAUAAAUACUUUUUAAUCUAAUCUCAAAUGCAAUUAAAUUUACAUUUUAUGGAAAAAUAACCCUAAAUAUUUAAAUUAUAUAUGCAUAUGAUACAAAAUUAAUUCAAUUUACUGUAUAAGAUACAGGUCUAGGUAUACCUAUUUAAAUUCAAAAUUAAUUAUUUAAGGCUUAUUCAACAUUUAAUUUAGGAAAUCAUAACUAAAAAGGAGUUGGAUUAGGUUUAGUAAUAUCAAGAAAUCUUGUUGGUUUAUUAGGACCAAAACCAUAAAUUGAAUUAAUUUCUAAAGAAAAUUAAGGAUCAUCAUUCACAUUUUAAAUAUAUGUUAAUAUGCAAGAAAAAAAACUUGAACCUUAAAAUUCUAGUUAUGAACAAGAAUUUCCAGAAAAUGAUCCAUCACCAAUAAAAUAAAUGCCUAGUUUUUCAAUUGUAUAAUAAUAGUAAAGAUAAAAUUAAAAAGCUAAGACUCUUAUAGAUUUAUCUAAAAAUUCUAAAUAACUUUUACAUAUAUUAAUAGUGGAUGACUCAGCAUUCAAUUUACAUGCUCUUAAAUUAAUUCUAUAGAAAAAAUUAGUAAAAUCCUUUAUAGAUGAAGCAUUAAAUGGAAAAGAAGCUGUUGAAAAAGCAAAAAAAUAAUAUUUUGAUUUAAUUUUUAUGGAUAUUAAUAUGCCAAUAAUGAAUGGUAUUGAAGCAAUUCAACAUAUCAGAAAAAUUGAUGAAAAAUAAUAGUAUAAAUUAAAGAAACCAAUUAUAUGUAUUUUAUCAGGUGGUAAUGAUGAUUUUGACUAAAAAUUAACAAAAAGAAUUGGUGCUGAUAUGCAUUUAGAAAAACCAUUACAAAUGAAUGAUUUAACAUUUCUCUUAGAGAAAUAUUAAUUAUUAUGA
Messenger RNA from Paramecium pentaurelia, 2542 nucleotides. The record is from the annotation of a GenBank genome assembly. NCBI's taxonomy places the organism in Eukaryota, Ciliophora, Oligohymenophorea, Peniculida, Parameciidae.